Messenger RNA from Temnothorax curvispinosus, 3177 nucleotides. RefSeq names its product inactive ubiquitin carboxyl-terminal hydrolase MINDY-4B. The transcript is spliced from 11 exons. NCBI's taxonomy places the organism in Eukaryota, Metazoa, Arthropoda, Insecta, Hymenoptera, Formicidae. The coding region runs from base 1384 to 2727 and encodes 447 amino acids. Gene Ontology annotation, molecular function: cysteine-type deubiquitinase activity; K48-linked deubiquitinase activity. The record is from RefSeq and is a predicted model, not a curated record. Gene Ontology annotation, biological process: protein K48-linked deubiquitination.
UUGCUAUAAUAAUCGAACAAUCAUACUACUUCCAUCCUCUGGCCCGGAAAAGUGCAAGUGCCUGAAUUUAUUUGAUUAAAGUCGUUUCUGAGCGCGAGACUUCAUUUCCGAUUGUCUGUAAGGCCGGCACGAGAAUAGCACGAAACACAUGCAAAGAUGCGCAGCUCCGAUAGAUCUAUAAGAUAAGACGAUUCGUACUCCGCACAUCUGUGCCGAAUACAAUAGCUUAGAUAUAGAGUAGAUGUGUGCCAGGUGCUACGCAGGUAUAAAAGCGUGAUUCGGGCACGUCGGAGCUGUCAGUACGUGUAUAACAAUUAGACGAACAAUUUCCUUUAACCGCGAUCCAUCCAUUACAGAUCAUCUCAUUACAGUCUAUCAAAUAAUAUUUAUAACACAUGGGUAUAUAUGCAGGAAAACACUGAUUUGGCAUUGAAAACUUUUAGUAAUAAGUCUACAUUUGAGAAUUUUAGAAAUUUAAAUCUCCUUAACUGUGUCGAUUAAUCUUCUUAAAGAACUUUACUAUUCACAUAAUUUAAAGCUCGAUAACUACGUGAUAAAAAAUUAUAAACUAUUUAAAACGUUUAGAAAUUAAUCUUUUAUAAUAUAAUUAAAAAUUGAUAGGCAUAUGUGAAGAGGGCAUGAAUGUCUCGAUCGGAAACUAUUUUCAAAAUAAUAGCUUGCAAGAAUACAUCGCUUUUUAGAUUGAAAUUUGUAAUAGUGAUGAACAAGCAUGAUACGUAAGAUGAGUCGCUACAACACUUUAAUCGACGAAAUUGUUGUGUUCUCUUUUUGACCCACCCUGGUGUAGGGUGCUCGCGCGGUGUGCUAAGCUGAGUCAGCUCGGGGGUGUUAGUUAGGGUUAUUAUUUCUAGCUUCACGUCUGACGGCAGUCUGUCAGUUAUCGCAAGUCAAUGAAAGUACAAACAGCAUCGUUACCUUCACAGACGUUCGUGAGAACUACCGGGAGAAACUGUAGGCAAGGCACGUUAUUUUUCCUGCAUUCCGUCUUCGGCGAGCAAAAUGAGAAAACGUGAGAAUUUACUAACUACGGUGUGAAUCGACGUGAUCGUUUUUGCGGAAGUUAUGCCGGUUAAGGAACGACUGCUGAAUGGAAACGAAUGGAAUUUUAUGGACCGUCGAGCUGCAUCAGACUGUAGAUCAUAAAGCUGACGCAUGAAGCAGAAGAAGGUAUAUAUCUUCCGAAACGAAAAAAAAACGUGUCGUUGAACAAAUUCAAUAUGUGAUUGUUACAUAAAAAAAUAACUGCGAUGGUGUCCAGCAACGAUCUGUCUGUGUAUUGGUGGUUUGAAAUUCUUUAGACUGUGAGUCGCAACGUGUGCCUAAAUUUAAAUCUUGAACAAAUACAAAAAGUAAGCUUCAGAAAUGGCUGAAUCCGACGUGACGGAAGAGAAGGAGGCCGCUGUGACAAACGCGACAUCCACCUGCGAUAAGCGACAUUGCAAGGAGAUGCGGAAGGAGAAGUUACCCCCAUACCUUCGGGAUAGAGAAAAAAUACUCUACCCACGUAAUACGAGAGCUCUACCAAAAACGCCCGUGAUCGGUGGACAACCCAUCGAGGAAGAAACAUGCAUGACUUUGAGAACGUUGGUCUUUGGUUCCUGCGCGAGUCCGCCUAAAGUCGAAUGGGCAAGGACCGGGCUGACCUUACGACCAUAUGGACAAAGUUUAGCAUUUGGAUUGAGAACGCCCAGGAACACAACAAGAGGCCUCGUCACCGCAGUGCAAGCUGUCAUGCUAAAGCACUUUUUAUUCAAGUGCGACAAGCAAGAUCUACGUGCAAAUUUCGAGACCUUGCUGAAACCUUCAUAUGAUCGACAAAUCGAAGUGUUGACUUCUGCAAUAUCGGAGAUUAUCUGGCGUUGUGCAGGUGGUUUUUCCGUGUCCACAUGUCCAAAUGUGGUCAGCAACAUCGUGCCAAAGGCCAUAGUAGCUCUGCCGCAGGAUACGCCAUAUCUUCAACACAGUGUGCAAUAUUUUCAAGAUGGAUUAACAGAAACGCUGCACCUUUUCGAGUUCAAUUCCUUGGAGGAUCUUGAGAUAUUUGUCAAGAGAUACUUGUACCUGUUUCACGACGAAGGCGGACCUGGUGCGAUGUUACUUUUAUACAGCGCGGUGCUUUCAAGAGGCCUCUCAAAGGUUCGAAACGAUUUGGAAGAUUUAAAGGCAUCGAUCCUCGGUGGAUGCUCGGAAGAAGGCCCAAUCAGUGUUAUUGUCUUCGUUUUAACUGGUCGUGCUUCACCGCAUCUUCACAACGGAGUGCUUCACGUUGGCGAUGAAAAUACAUAUGCUGUACCGCAAUGGGGCGUCCUUAUGAGAAGCGAAGUGGGGUUCUUAGUGCACGAAAGUGACAGCAAUAUAGGCAAACAGCCGGGUUCUCGAUUGAAGACACCCAGUUUACCGAUAUGGGUGACUCUUUGUCUCGGUCACCAUGGCGUGCUCUUCAACACGAAUCGAGAAUUGUUGAGGAAUUAUCACGCAGAACGACGAUUCGAGAUUCAAUAUUUCACCUGCGGUGGCAGUCAUGCUACGUUGACGGUGGAUACCAGGGCAAACGAGACUUCCGGAGGAUCAGAUGCUGCAACAAUGGAAACCGCGGAUAUCGCCGCGACACCAUUAGAGAAGCUUAUUCGAUCCAACGCAGAAUUCAAGGUAUCACCUCUUCCACUUAUUGUUCCACGCUGCACCAAAGGUGGCAGGAUGCUCUAAUACAAUGGAACGGAACGCCGGUGAUGUGAGGGAUACGAAAGGAUGACGACCAGAUCCACUCUUCCGUGCUAAGCCGUGUGUCCGUGAUUCCGUGUAUCCGCGAUGCUAAUCGAUCAGCGCUUAUCGAUCGCUAUGCACGCUUAUCCCAGUAAAGGGGAUUAAUUAAUUAUCGUCAAUAAUAUAAGUCCACGUAGAAAUUAUAUGUGUCGCGAUGUCAGACAUUCCAUGAUUUUAAAUGUGAUAAAAUUCUUCUGACGCUUUCUUAGAUGGUACAUCAGGCAUUUGUACGAUGGCCAAGAAGCUUUGUUAUUUCGUGAAAUAUUUGUCAAUAAAUGGCUGUGUUAAUGAAUUUAUUAUCUCAUAUAAACUGUGUAUUGUAAGAAAAGAAUACAUUGUGUAAUUGUUACGUUUAACAUCAUAUUUGUCUACAAUAAAUACUUUGCUUCUUUU